AUGGCGACGGAUGGCGACAGCAGCUCAUGCUCGACAGUGUAUGCUAUGAACCGCGUGCUGAUUCUAGGCCAGUUCAUUUCGGUGUUGAUUGCAUGUACCGGUGUUUUCUCUCAACUGUUGAAUGGAUCGUUUCAGAUCCACAUCCCAGUGACGCAGAGCGCUGGCAAUUAUCUGCUUUUAUGCCUGUACUUGGUGGACCCCAUCAUGCGGUUCCGACGCCAAAAAGGCUACAAACUCGAGAUCCCGUGCUGGCAAUAUCUGCUGCUGGCAUUUGCUGAUGUGGAGGGAAACUUUUUAGUGGUCUGCGCGUACAAGUAUACAUCGAUCUCAAGCGUCAUGCUGCUGGAUUGCUUCACUAUUCCAGUAGUGAUGCUUCUGUCAACUGUGUUUUUGCGAGCCAAGUAUACACGCUCGCAUUUUGUGGCGGUGCUUUUUUGUCUUGUGGGCAUCAGUGUGUUGGUCAUCUCGGACGUGAUUCGCGACCAGGAGACUAUGCUCAAGGCAUCGUGGGACGUCUCAGCACUGUAUGGAGACUUUCUCUGCUUGUUUGGAAGUGCUGUCUAUGCCUGCUCAAAUGUUGGACAAGAAUAUCUCGUCAAGAAGGAGAAUCGACGUAUGGAGGUCCUCGGUCUAAUAGGGCUCUUUGGCCUUCUCAUCAGUUCUGCACAAGCGACGUAUUUUGAAGGAGACAUUGUCCGAGCUGUAGACUGGACUUGGCCCAGCAUGCUGUGUCUACUUGGCUACAUCAUCACGUUGUUCGUCAUGUACAGUGCCACGUCGAUUUUCCUAACUACAGGCGAUGCCGCCGUCUUCAACUUGUCGCUGCUUACAUCCGAUUUCUUCGCGGUCGUUGCAGCCAAGUAUCUUUUCAACGAGGAGCUCAGCAGUCUCUACUUCGUGGGCUUCUCUCUCGUCAUCGUGGGAGUCUCAGUCUACAACAGGUCGACCACCGUCGCAAGCUGUAGUGACCCGUUCGACGUCCAAGAUGGCUCCAUCGAUCGCCUGUUACCUGCUGAACCUUAG
Messenger RNA from Phytophthora infestans T30-4, 1023 nucleotides. Its product is annotated as Drug/Metabolite Transporter (DMT) Superfamily. Lineage: Eukaryota; Oomycota; Peronosporomycetes; Peronosporales; Peronosporaceae. The record is from RefSeq and is a predicted model, not a curated record. Gene Ontology annotation, molecular function: transmembrane transporter activity. Gene Ontology annotation, cellular component: membrane. The coding region runs from base 1 to 1023 and encodes 340 amino acids. Gene Ontology annotation, biological process: transmembrane transport. The transcript has 5 exons.